GUCUUGAAUAACCAUGAGUAACCCUUUUGUACGGAUUGUGGAGCCACUGGACCCUAAACAGCCUCUGAAAAAGUUCUUUAAUCUGAGCAAGUUGGAAGAUGUGAGAUACGCACGCCUGCCGUUUUCUAUUCGAGUCCUCUUGGAAGCAGCUGUCCGUAACUGUGAUGAGUUCCUGGUGAAGAAGGGAGAUGUUGAGAAUAUUCUCAACUGGAAAGUGGUGCAACACAAGAAUGUUGAAGUGCCAUUUAAGCCUGCAAGAGUUAUUCUGCAAGACUUCACUGGGGUGCCUGCUGUGGUUGACUUUGCUGCAAUGCGUGAUGCUGUGAAGAAACUUGGUGGGGACCCUGAAAAAAUCAAUCCUAUCUGUCCUGCAGAUCUAGUGAUAGAUCACUCCAUCCAGGUUGAUUUUAACAGGAGAUCAGACAGCUUGCAAAAAAAUCAGGACCUGGAAUUUGAAAGGAACAAAGAAAGGUUUGAGUUCUUAAAGUGGGGCUCUCGGGCUUUUAAAAACAUGAGGAUUAUUCCACCGGGCUCUGGGAUCAUCCACCAAGUGAACCUGGAGUACUUGGCAAGAGUGGUGAUGGAUCAGGAUGGCUACUACUAUCCAGACAGUGUGGUGGGCACUGACUCGCACACCACCAUGAUCGACGGCUUGGGGGUGCUCGGCUGGGGUGUCGGUGGCAUUGAAGCAGAAGCAGUGAUGUUGGGCCAGCCAAUCAGCAUGGUGCUUCCUGAGGUGGUUGGCUAUAAGCUGCUAGGAAACCCUCAGCCACUGGUAACAUCCACUGACAUUGUGCUCACCAUUACCAAGCACCUUCGCCAAGUUGGAGUCGUGGGUAAAUUCGUGGAGUUUUUUGGUCCUGGUGUAGCCCAGCUGUCAAUUGCUGACCGAGCCACUAUUGCCAAUAUGUGUCCAGAGUACGGAGCAACAGCUGCCUAUUUCCCAGUGGAUGAUAUUAGCAUUGGGUACCUCAUACAAACUGGCCGUGAUAAAGAGAAAGUUAUGUGCACAAAAAAAUAUCUUGAGGCUGUGGGAAUGCUAAGAGAUUUCAAGAACUCCUCUCAGGAUCCAGACUUCACACAGGUUGUUGAGUUGGAUCUCCAUACUGUUGUGCCUUGCUGCAGUGGACCAAAAAGACCUCAGGACAAAGUUGCUGUGUCAGAUAUGAAAAAGGACUUUGAGACUUGUCUGGGAGCCAAGCAAGGGUUCAAGGGAUUCCAAAUUGCCCCAGACCGACACAACAGUGUAGUCAAAUUUAAUUUUGAGGACUGUGACUUCGAGCUUGGUCAUGGUUCAGUAGUGAUUGCUGCCAUUACAAGCUGUACAAACACCAGCAACCCCUCAGUUAUGUUGGGAGCAGGAUUGCUUGCUAAGAAAGCUGUAGAAGCUGGUUUGACAGUGAAGCCAUACAUUAAAACUAGCCUGUCCCCAGGAAGCGGGGUUGUCACUUACUAUCUGAGGGAGAGUGGAGUUAUGAGUUACCUUUCGCAACUAGGGUUUGAUGUGGUGGGUUAUGGCUGUAUGACAUGUAUUGGCAAUAGUGGACCCCUACCAGAGUCUGUUGUUGAGGCCAUUACACAGGGAGACCUUGUAGCGGUGGGUGUGUUGUCUGGCAAUAGGAACUUUGAAGGACGUGUCCAUCCGAACACCCGUGCUAACUACCUUGCCUCCCCACCACUGGUGAUAGCCUAUGCAAUUGCAGGGACUGUCCGGAUCGACUUUGAGAAUGAGCCUUUGGGAAUAAAUGCUUCAGGGAAGAAGAUUUUCCUGAAAGAUAUCUGGCCAACAAGAAAUGAGAUUCAGGCUGUUGAGCGUCAGUUUGUUAUUCCUGGGAUGUUCAAGGAGGUCUACCAAAAAAUAGAGACAGUAAACGAAUCUUGGAAUGCCUUAGAUGCUCCUUCAGAUAAACUAUAUACUUGGAAUCCCAAGUCAACUUACAUCAAGUCUCCACCUUUCUUUGAUGGUCUGACUCUGGCUCUUCAGACCCCAAAAACAAUAGAAGAUGCUUAUGUCUUGUUGAGUUUUGGAGAUUCUGUGACAACUGACCACAUAUCUCCAGCUGGGAAUAUAGCAAGAAAUAGUCCUGCAGCCCGUUAUUUGACCAGCAGAGGCUUGACUCCUCGAGAGUUCAAUUCUUACGGCUCUCGCAGAGGGAACGAUGCUGUCAUGGCCAGAGGAACAUUUGCAAACAUUCGCUUGGUGAACAAAUUUAUUGAUAAACAAGGACCCCAGACUGUCCAUUUCCCUUCUGGGGAAAUUCUGGAUGUGUUUGAUGCUGCAGAAAGAUACAAGCAGGCUGGCCAUCCUCUGAUUGUGCUGGCUGGGAAGGAAUACGGUGCAGGAAGUUCCAGAGACUGGGCAGCUAAAGGACCAUUCCUCUUGGGUGUUAAGGCUGUGCUUGCUGAAAGCUACGAGAGAAUUCAUCGAAGCAACCUGGUAGGGAUGGGAGUGAUUCCUCUGCAGUAUUUACCAGGAGAGGAUGCUGGCGUUUUAGGACUCACUGGACGGGAGCGUUACACUAUUGUCAUUCCUGAAAAACUAAAACCACAGAUGAACGUCCAGAUUAAGCUGGAUACCGGGAAAACCUUUCAGGCUGUCAUGAGAUUUGACACUGACGUGGAGCUCACUUACUUCCACAAUGGCGGCAUUCUGAACUACAUGAUCCGUAAAAUGGCAUCCUAAUAAAAAACAGUAAACAAAAACGUCCAGGUACAAGCCUGCUUCUGGUGAGCACAAUAAAAUUAUGGUAAUCAUAAAUUUUAAAGCAUGAACCAUAAAGUGAA
This is a messenger RNA of Antrostomus carolinensis (chuck-will's-widow), 2784 nucleotides long. RefSeq names its product aconitase 1 (gene ACO1). The record is from RefSeq and is a predicted model, not a curated record. Bases 14 to 2683 code for a protein of 889 amino acids. Lineage: Eukaryota; Metazoa; Chordata; Aves; Caprimulgiformes; Caprimulgidae. The transcript has 20 exons.